AUGUUUCUCAAUCUCUUUCGGUCGAAAGAAGCCAGGAGAAGAAAGGAAGAAGAGGACCGAGUUGUGAAACAACAGCAGAAAGACCGAAAGCGCCAGCAAGCGGCUGUCGCUGCGUCUAGACCAACUUACGUUCCGUACCAUAGCCCUCCUUCCACAUCCACCCCGUCGAGUACCUGGGGUGGUGGCAACUAUGUCGAUGCUGGCAGUAGCAAUUACUACUCCGGAGCUGGACAUAGCACCCAUCAUCAUUCCGGUGGUGGCGGUGAUAGCAGCUGUUCUUCAGGCGGUUGGGGUCAUUCAGGCGGUGGAGGUUAUUCAGGUAGUGGAAGUGAUUCAGGUGGAGGUUACUCAGGUGGUAGUAGCGGCGAUUCAGGUGGUGGAAGUAGCAGCAGCGGAGAUUCAGGAGGCAGCUCUGGAGGGGGCUGCUAA
This is a messenger RNA of Penicillium crustosum, 429 nucleotides long. RefSeq lists its product as uncharacterized. Bases 1 to 429 code for a protein of 142 amino acids. The transcript has a single exon. NCBI's taxonomy places the organism in Eukaryota, Fungi, Ascomycota, Eurotiomycetes, Eurotiales, Aspergillaceae. The record is from RefSeq and is a predicted model, not a curated record.